AUGGAUUUAUCAAUUGAAAACAUCUUGAAAAGAACUGAUAGUAACAACUCAAUAUUUGGUCCUACUACCCCAAAUUUAUCCUCCAACGCUACUGGAUUCGAUAUCAACAACAGUAACGAUGAAAAUUUACAACCAACUGAUAAAAAACAUAAACCUAUUAAAUUCAAAGUAAGAAAAGUUAGUAGUGAUAUACCUAAACCAAAAAGUAAUAACAAACAAGUUCAAUCAGUUCAAUUACAAUAUGAUCAAUGUACCAAUAAAAUCACCAAGAUUCAAAAGGAAAUCGAUUUCUUAAAUAAUUUAUUACCACCAUACAAUGUUGAAAUUGAUUAUCAUACAAGAACUAAAAUAACCAGAGCUAUUGAAAAAUUAACCAAUAAGAUAGACGAGAUUGAAAAGAAAAAAUACAAUUUAGGAAUUACAUUAAGUAGAUUAUGGAGAGAUUUAGAUGAUAGUGAUAUUUGGGUAAGAACAGUUUCAAAUUGA
This is a messenger RNA of Yamadazyma jaroonii, 486 nucleotides long. Lineage: Eukaryota; Fungi; Ascomycota; Pichiomycetes; Serinales; Debaryomycetaceae. The record is from the annotation of a GenBank genome assembly.